CUUGCAAACUGUUUCACUUAUCGUCAGGAGAUGAUCAACAGAGGAACCCGUGGCUGCUGUCCACAACACAAGGCACGCGUAAAGGUCAACCGAGGCAAGUUUCCCUCACAACCUGCUUCAUCGCUUGGACAUCCUCAUCCAUUCAUUUUAGCCAACCCAUCGAGACUAGAAACUUCAUCUACAAUAACCCACCCAUUCGCAUCCCACGAAUGCAGGCUGUGCAUGGCAGAGGCCACGGCGUUGGCUCUUAGUGCAGACGAUUACUUCUUGCCAUCUGCUGUUCGUGAAGAGUUACCGCACGUGCAGAGUCGCAUCUGGCAAGGUCUCGAACCCCGGGAAAAGUGGUGCGCCAUGUGGGUGGACAUGAUCAAGAAAUUUACCGAGCUUUAUGGAGCAAGGAAUCCUCUUAUCGGCUCCUUGGGAGCUUCUGGGUGGGCAAAUUACCUUGACGGGUGGUGUCUCGAGGACAGUCUUUCCAUUUUAUCGUCCAAGUCAUCAGGAAAGACACAACUCAGCGCCGCUUUGUAUGAUUGUCCAGCGGAAGAGUUUCCUUACUACUGGAGAUCAAUCACCGGGGCAGCUCUCCCGUACGCUGUCGCCAUUUUCAAGCAAACUCGCGGCACCGAACUGCCAUAUCGCCUAUGGAUGCCGUAUGUUCAGGACGUGACCGCUUUGAUCAAUCUCUUCAACGACGUUCUUUCCUAUACCAAGGAGCUGCUACGAGAUGAGCAGGCAAACUAUGCGACCUUGACAACUCGGACAAAACGAAGCGCGGGCUUCAGGUCUCGUUUUCGGAGUGGUGGAAGUCUGUAG
Molecule: messenger RNA, 813 nt
Organism: Rasamsonia emersonii CBS 393.64
Lineage: Eukaryota; Fungi; Ascomycota; Eurotiomycetes; Eurotiales; Trichocomaceae
Exons: 1
Source: RefSeq, a predicted model, not a curated record